CGCGUCACCACACACAUAUAGACGCACAUGCGCGCGCGCAGGGCACAGCAACACGCCACAUCGAGCAUCCCCUGAACGCAGAAGGGAGCGCUCGUUUCGGGUUGACAAUCGUGAGGAACCACAGCGCUGUGCUCGGUCACGCUUCACAAACAGGACUGCGUGUGUGAGGCUGCGGAAUGAUGCCGGGCCCCGCCGAGCCUUGUGCAUUCUGAGUGCCCCCCCCCCGCUGAGAUCCACCUUGCACCGGCACAAGGACCCCCCACUGACCGCAUCGCCUCCUGCAGCAGCGCAGCCCGCGACACGAUGUCCAGCAGCCCCGAAGGAAGCCUCUCCAGGAGCGGCGGCGGCAGCUCCGACCGCGACUUGAAAAUGGCCUCUUCGAGCAACACGUCCCCGGAGGGCGGAACUCAACCGCCGCUGCACCACGGCCGCAUACGGCAGUCGGACAGUAACACCAGUUUCCUGCGGGCGGCCAGAGCGGGAAACAUCGACAAAGUCCUCGACUUCUUGAAAAACGGAGUGGACAUCAGCACCUGUAACCAGAACGGUCUGAACGCUCUUCAUCUGGCGGCGAAGGAGGGCCACACGGAUUUGGUGGAGGAACUGUUGGAGAGGGGCGCGCCUGUCAACUCCCCAACAAAGAAAGGAAACACUGCCCUCCACAUUGCCGCGUUGGCCGGACAGAAAGAAGUAGUCCGACUACUGGUGAAGAGAGGCGCAGACGUCAACUCUCAGUCACAGAAUGGCUUCACUCCCCUCUACAUGGCGGCCCAGGAGAAUCACCUGGAGGUGGUGCGAUACAUGCUGGAAAAUGACGGGAACCAAAGCAUUGCAACAGAGGACGGCUUCACGCCGCUCGCCAUCGCCCUCCAGCAGGGCCACAACUCCGUGGUCUCCCUGCUGCUGGAGCACGACACCAAGGGUAAGGUCCGCCUCCCGGCUCUGCACAUCGCCGCCCGCAAGGACGACACCAAGUCGGCGGCGCUGCUGCUCCAGAACGACCACAACGCCGACGUCCAGUCCAAGAUGAUGGUGAACAGAACCACAGAGAAUGGGAAGCAGAGCGGCUUCACCCCUCUGCACAUCGCGGCUCACUACGGCAACGUGAAUGUCUCCACGCUGCUGCUGAACCGAGGAGCCGCUGUGGACUUCACAGCCAGGAAUGGGAUAACGCCUCUGCAUGUGGCCUCCAAGAGAGGCAACACGAACAUGGUGGCGCUGCUGCUGGACCGAGGUGGUCAGAUAGAUGCUAAAACCAGGGACGGGCUGACCCCCCUGCACUGCGCAGCCAGAAGUGGACAUGACCCAGCAUUGGAAAUUCUGCUGGAGAGAGGAGCUCCCAUCUUAGCCAGAACCAAGAACGGACUGUCGCCGCUGCACAUGUCGGCCCAGGGGGACCACGUGGAGUGUGUGAAGCUCCUGCUGCAGCACAAGGCGCCGGUGGAUGACGUCACGCUGGACUACCUCACAGCGCUGCAUGUCGCUGCUCACUGCGGCCACUACAGAGUCACCAAGCUUCUGCUGGACAAGAAGGCCAAUCCCAAUAUCAGAGCUUUGAACGGUUUCACUCCUCUCCAUAUCGCUUGCAAGAAGAACCGGGUUAAGGUGAUGGAAUUGUUGGUCAAAUACGGAGCCUCCAUUCAGGCCAUUACCGAGUCUGGUCUGACGCCGAUCCACGUAGCCGCCUUCAUGGGCCACCUCAACAUCGUUUUACUUCUGCUGCAGAGUGGAGCGUCUCCAGAUGUCCGUAACAUUCGUGGGGAGACGGCGCUCCACAUGGCAGCACGCGCAGGUCAGAUGGAAGUGGUUCGCUGUUUGCUGAGGAACGGAGCGUUGGUGGACGCCAUAGCCAGGGAGGACCAGACUCCCCUCCACAUUUCGUCCCGUUUGGGGAAAACCGAUAUUGUCCAGCUGCUGCUGCAGCACAUGGCUCACCCGGACGCUUCCACCACCAACGGCUACACCCCCCUCCACAUCUCAGCCAGGGAGGGCCAGGUAGAGACCGCCGCCGUGCUGCUGGAGGCCGGAGCCUCACACUCGCUGGCCACAAAGAAAGGAUUCACUCCGUUACACGUAGCGGCGAAGUAUGGAAGCCUCGAUGUAGCAAAACUUCUCCUUCAACGCAAAGCUCUCCCCGAUGAUGCCGGCAAGAACGGCCUGACUCCGCUGCAUGUAGCCGCUCACUAUGACAACCAAGAAGUAGCUCUGCUGCUGCUGGAUAAAGGGGCGUCGCCGUAUGCUACCGCAAAGAACGGCUACACUCCUCUCCACAUCGCCGCCAAGAAGAACCAGACCAACAUCGCGUCUGCGCUGCUGCAGUACGGAGCGGAGACCAACGUUCUGACCAAGCAGGGCGUCAGCCCUCUGCACCUGGCGGCCCAGGAGGGACACGCCCAGAUGGCCGGCCUGCUGCUGGGCAAAGGAGCUCACGCCAACACAGCCACCAAGACCGGACUGACGCCGCUGCAUCUCGCCGCCCAGGAGGACCGAGUCAGUGCAGCAGAAGUGUUGGCCAAACAUGACGCCAACCUGGAUCAGCAAACUAAGCUCGGGUAUACCCCUCUGAUAGUGGCCUGUCACUAUGGAAACGCCAAGAUGGUGAGCUUCCUGUUACAGCAGGGCGCCAGUGUCAACGCCAAAACCAAGAAUGGGUACACACCCCUUCACCAGGCAGCACAACAAGGGAAUACACACAUCAUCAAUAUGUUGCUGCAGCAUGGCGCCAAGCCGAAUGCCACUACAGUGAAUGGAAACACUGCUCUGUCUAUUGCCAAACGCCUGGGUUACAUCUCUGUCGUGGACACACUGAAAGUGGUCACUGAGGAGGUCAUCACUACCACAACGACGGUCACAGAGAAACACAAGCUCAACGUUCCUGAGACCAUGACUGAGAUCCUUGACGUGUCCGAUGAAGAAGGCGAGGACACCAUGACGGGUGAUGGAGGCGAGUACCUGAGAGCGGAGGAUCUCCGAGAGCUGGGUGAUGACUCUCUGCCUGGACACUACCUGGACAGCUUCAGCUACAUGAGCCACAACCUGGACAGGCCGCAGCUCACCCCAAUUCACCAAAGCUUCUGUCAGAAGGACGGAGUUCUCAUUGAAGAGAUGCUGACGAGCCACCAGGUGUCCGCGCUGUCCAGAGAACACGACAAGGACUCGUUCCGUCUGAGCUGGGGUGCUGAGCACCUCGACAACGUGGUGCUGUCCUCCAGUCUGCUGCACUCCGGCCGUUCCUCUCCGUGCCUAGACCAUGACAACAGCAGCUUCCUGGUCAGCUUCAUGGUAGACGCCAGGGGCGGGGCCAUGCGCGGUUGCCGUCACAACGGCCUGCGGAUCAUUGUGCCGCCGAGGAAGUGUUCUGCGCCCACGCGGGUGACGUGCAGGCUGGUGAAGAGACACCGUCUGGCCUCCAUGCCCCCCAUGGUGGAGGGUGAGGGGCUGGCCGGUCGCGUCAUCGAAGUGGGACCCACUGGAGCCCAGUUCCUGGGUAAGCUCCACCUUCCCACAGCUCCGCCCCCUCUAAAUGAGGGUGAGAGCCUGGUCAGUCGCAUCCUGCAGCUGGGUCCUCCAGGGACCAAGUUCCUCGGGCCCGUGAUUGUGGAGAUCCCCCAUUUCGCAGCCCUGCGGGGAACAGAGAGGGAGCUGGUGAUCUUGAGGAGUGAGACAGGGGAGAGCUGGAGGGAACACCACUGUGACUUCACCGAAGAAGAACUGAACCAGAUACUCAACGGCAUGGAUGAAAAACUUGAUUCUCCGGAGGAGCUUGAAAAGAAAAGAAUAUGCCGCAUCAUCACCCGAGACUUCCCGCAGUAUUUCGCGGUGGUGUCGCGGAUAAAGCAGGACAGCCAUUUGAUUGGACCAGAGGGCGGCGUCCUCAGCAGCACGCUCGUGCCGCAGGUCCAGGCGGUCUUCCCCGAGGGAGCCCUCACCAAGAAGAUCAGAGUAGGGUUGCAGGCUCAGCCCAUUGAGGUCGAGGUGGUGAGAAAGAUCCUGGGCAACAAAGCCACGUUCAGCGCAAUCGUCACCUUGGAGCCGCGGAGGCGAAAGUUCCACAAGCCAAUCACAAUGACCCUCCCUAUUCCCAAGAGCUCCAAUAGUGACGGGGCCAGCGGCGUGUACAGCGGCGGGACCCCCACCCUACGUUUGCUUUGUAGCAUAACAGGUGGGACGACUCCGGCCCAGUGGGAGGACAUAACCGGCUCCACGCCUCUCACCUUCGUUAACCAAUGCGUGUCCUUUACCACAAACGUGUCCGCGAGGUUCUGGCUGAUCGACUGCAGACAGAUCCAGGAGUCUGUCAGCUUUGGCUCUCAGCUGUACAGAGAGAUCAUCUGUGUUCCGUACAUGGCCAAGUUUGUGAUCUUCGCGAAGACGCUGGACCCCAUUGAGGCCCGCCUGCGCUGUUUCUGCAUGACGGACGACAAGAUGGACAAGACCCUGGAGCAGCAGGAGAACUUCACGGAAGUCGCCCGGAGCCGAGACGUUGAGGUGCUGGAAGGAAAACCCAUAUUUGCCGACUGCUUUGGAAACCUUGUUCCUCUAACCAAGAGCGGGCAGCACCACGUCUUUAGCUUCUUUGCCUUCAAGGAGAACCGACUGGCCCUCUUCAUCAAGAUUAGAGACACGGCACAGGAGCCAUGCGGUCGCUUGUCCUUCACCAAGGAACCGCGCACAUAUCGCACACUAAACCACAAUGCCAUCUGCAACCUUAACAUCACUCUCCCUGCAUACUCAAAGGAGUCUGAUUCAGACCAAGAUGCAGAUGAUGAGAGUGAGAGGAGUGACAAGAAAUUAGAUUGGCAGGAUGAUGCUGACCGGAAAGAGGAGACGUUGGCUAUCGUUGCAGAUCUUCUUGGCUUCAGCUGGACUGAACUGGCAAGAGAACUGGAAUUCAGUGAGGUUGAUAUCCAAUUAGUGAGAACAGACAAUCCUAACUCCCUCCAAGAGCAGAGCCAUGCCUUGCUGCAGCGCUGGGUUGAGCGGGAAGGCAAACAUGCCACAGAGGAUUGUCUGAUUAAGAGACUGACCAAGAUCAACCGCAUGGACAUCGUCCAUCUUAUUGAAACGCAGAUGAACAAGUCGGUUCAAGAGCAGACAUCUAGAACUUAUGCAGAGAUAGAGAAGACACUGGAUCACAGUGAAGUGUCAGUAGCCCUAUCUUUAGUGCAAGAUGAUGCAGACAGCCCCAGAGUUGUGCGACGGGUGGAGUCCGACCGCAGACCACCCCCAGCUGUUUCUGAAGAGGACCUCUCCGUUGCUUCCCUGCUCGAUAUUCCCUCUUGGGCAGAGCCUGUUGGACACACCCUCUCCGACAGCAUGCAUGCUGACCUGAUGGAGGAGCUUGAGAUCCCACAUGAAUUGAACCCUAACAUGUGGACCUCUGAAGAUGUAAUUACAGAGGAAACUGCAAGUUACGACAACUUACAUGAGCAAGCCGAUGAAAUGCACGACCUCCCCACUCGGUCUGUGACAGAAGAAAAGUACCAGGAUGAAAAUGGGCACGCCGUUGUCAAAAAGGUCACACGUACUGUUCUCCGGACGUGUGUUUCCGCCGACGGCGUGGAGCGAGCGUCCGUCAGUGCGGCGGAUGCAGGUGGACACUCUGAGGUUGUGAAGCGGAGCGUUCUGAAGAGUGAAGGGGACGAGACACAGGGGACAUUUUCUGCAUGUGAGGGUUUCUCAGCAUCAAGCCGGGCGACGGCUGAAGGCUGUAAGGUCAGCGGCGUGGAAAGAACAAAGGUGGUGGAGGGUGAAGAGACAAAGACACCGCAGGAUCCAUCUCUGGCCUCCGACCUGCCCUCCGCCCAGAAACAGGGCCCACAUGCGUAGAAGUCGUGCCCUCGGACAGACAAACAGGUCCUUCUAGAAGGCUCAAGACCACGUGACCUCCAGCAGCUCUUUCACCGCUGCAACGAAGAAGAAAAGGACAAUGACGGAGAGGAGGAGGAGGAAGAGUAGAGGAACACUCCUCUAGUCUCUAGCUCUGCCCAUGCUAAUGCCCCCCCCCCCAAUCCUAUGCAUUAGCCACAUGCAAUCCCAGUGUGCACCUCAAAUCUACCCCCGUCUUCCCAUUUUACUCAACUUUUUAAUGACUUUGUCCACAAUUAUUUUUUCUGAUGUUCUCGUUCUCUUCUCACGUUCUGAUGUUGUUUUUUUCUUUUUUGUGACCAAAGAAAGUUGUCCGUUGUUUCCCUUUUUUUUUUUUUAUUCCCGAUGGAGUGAUAGAGGAGCGAAGAGAACCCAGGGAUACUGUUCACACGACCUCAUAAAGAGCACUUCACCUGCACCCCACCGGCGCCCGUCUCCGAGUAGGUGGACAGGACAACGUCUCUCUCACGCUGCACAGCCUCCCACAUAUUCCGGACUUUAAAACGCUCCCUCUCACUAUGCUAGUCUCUCCGCUCUUUCCAUUCAGGAGGUAAAGAUGUCACACAGAAAAAAAAAAAGAGUUGAACUGCUGCUGCUGUGUUUUGUGUCGCCUAUGUGUAAUCUGUCUAUAUGACCUAUAAUCUUGACACUGCGGACAUCGGUAGCCUAGGAAUUAACAAUCGCUCAUGUGACGCAGGGCGGGCAUGACUACUCAACACCACCACGUCAUAGUGACCCCCCCUCCCCGCUUUGACUGCUUUCUAGUCGUACGGAUUUGCCCUCCCGCCUCGCUCUCCUCUCACGUCUGUCUCUCCAUGUUAUUCGGGUUCCAAUGCAUUCACUCUUUCUGUGGUUUUCGUCAGAUCUCGACUGAUGAUGUGUGGGUGAGGCUGUGCUGCGUACGGCAGCGGCGGGAUCGUCAGGAGGGGGGUUUUCUGGCUGGUGAAUUUGGAUUGCGUGUGACGUUUUUUGUCGCGUGUUUUACGAGCGGUAAAAAAUAAAAGAAUGUGUCCCAGUUUCUGUCAGCAGAGAAAAAGAAACAUGUAUUUCCCACCGACUGUGUUUACUCUCCUGGCGGUCGGGAGGGAGCACCUCCUUGCUUUUUGUGCACGGGAUGUAAGUAAAGGGUUGAGUUUAUCUUAUCCACGGAGAUGGUUUCAUUUUGGCAGAUGGUUAAAUACAAGAUAAUGAUGCACACAUGCACGGUGGAGAGCGUAUAGCUACCAUUACUCACAGGCCUGAGCGUCGCUACUGUAUGUAUCUACAACGUGUAAUGUAUUUAUUUCACUGUCACCGUGUCAAAUGCAAAUUAGUGGAAGUUCACUGUGAUAGGUAUGCUUUUCAUUUGAAUAUCAGCAUCCCUUUUGUGUGAUGAUGACAGUUAUAUACAUAUACAAUGCAUAUUCAAAUAUCUACUAGGGCAUGUAUUACUGUAUCAAAGAUCAAAACGACAAAACCAACAUGGCUGCAGUGUCUAUGGCUGAUAGAGAAUAAAAGUCUACCAAUGUA
This is a messenger RNA of Gasterosteus aculeatus aculeatus (three-spined stickleback), 7377 nucleotides long. The record is from RefSeq and is a predicted model, not a curated record. Lineage: Eukaryota; Metazoa; Chordata; Actinopteri; Perciformes; Gasterosteidae.